AUGGGUUCGAGGUUUACAUUCUCAGAUAUGAAAAAUCCUUUGUUCCUUCAUCUAUCUGAUGGACCUCUUUCCAUCAGUGUGACUAAGUUACAAGGUGCAGCUGACUACAGAGCAUGGAGGAGGUCAUUUGAGAUACAACUCUCAUCCAAAAGAAAGCUCGGAUUUGUCAAUGGCACUGUGAUAAGCAGCAAUGAGGAAGAAGUCAAUGCAACUCAUUGGGAUACCUGCAAUGAUCUGGUAACUUGCUGGCUUCAUGCUAAUGUAUCUGAUUCUAUCAAAAAUUCUAUCUUGUUUAUUAAAAAUGCACAUGAAGCAUGGAAACUGUUAGAAAAAAAGUUUAUGCUUUCAAAUGGCUCUAGAAAAUAUAAGUUAAACAAAGACUUGUUUAAUCUGAAACAAAAUGGUAGAAACUUGGAUGAAUAUUAUAUUGUGAUGAGCAGCCUGUGGGAUGAAAUUGAGUCAAUGAACAUGCUUCCCAUUCUCACAACUAUUGCACAAGAUGUAUCAGCGGUAAUGAAAGCUAUUGAAACUCAAAAGCAGGAAGCAAAACUGUUUCAGUUCUUAAAUGGUCUUGAUGACAUUUAUAGUCCACAAAGAAGUAAGUUGUUAAUGCAAUCACCCUUACCAUCUGUUGAGUCUGCUUGUGUUGUGAUACAACAAGAAGAAACUCAAAGAGAUAUGCUUGUUCACAAUGGUGGUCUGGAUGGUGACACCUCUGCCAUGUACAACAAGGGUGGAGUGAACAUAGAAAGAACAGGUAGAUGCACUGCUUGUUGGAUCAAAGGACACAAUAGUGAAAGAUGUUGGACUGUUGUUGGAUAUCCAAAAUGGCACUACAAAUACAACAAGAAAGUUGGAGGCAAAACUGAAAAUAGAAGUCAGUCCACUGGAAAGUGGUCAGGUAACAAGCGAAGUAGUUCAAGUGGGAUGAAAUCUGCUAACUCUGCUCAAGGGAUGAAUGAGAAAGAUGAUGAGAUUGUGUUCUCAAGCCAGCAGUUGGAAAAAUUAGUCAAACUCAUACCCUCAAGUGCAGUGUCAGCACUCAAUGCCAUGAAACACUCAGACACUGAUGAUGAAUUGGACAAUGUCUUCUCUGGCAUGAUAACUUGUUUGAAUGCAAGGUGUGAUGAGUGGAUAAUGGAAUCUUGUGUAUCUAACCACAUGAUAGGAACUUUAAACAUGCUGACAAAUGUGAGAAAAGCACCAUCUAACCUGACAAUUAAUUUGCCAACUGGUGCAAGUGCAAUGAUAACUCACAAUAGAGACAUCACUCUUCCUAAUGGUCUUGAAAUGACAAAUGUAUUGUAUGUGCCUCGUUCAAACACAAUUUGA
Messenger RNA from Spinacia oleracea (spinach), 1332 nucleotides. RefSeq lists its product as uncharacterized. Bases 1 to 1332 code for a protein of 443 amino acids. The record is from RefSeq and is a predicted model, not a curated record. The transcript has a single exon. NCBI's taxonomy places the organism in Eukaryota, Viridiplantae, Streptophyta, Magnoliopsida, Caryophyllales, Amaranthaceae.